AAGGAGAGCGAGAGCGCAGUUGUCGGCUGCAGGUCGCUCCGAGAGGGACGCGCACAGCGGUUGAGGACACAAACACUAGAGCCCGUCUCUAUUCGAUAUUUUACUGCUCCAAGUGCGAGUCUGAUUGUCUGCUCAUCUCCACCCCGGCUUUGUCUUCAACUUGGGAAAUACAAUAAUCCGAAAAGAGUCAGUUUGAAAAGGACAGACAGCCCCCUCAGCCCUUGGCCCGACACCCUAGUGAUGCUUAGCUGCUGCAUCCCAGAGGCCCACCUUGGCAGUUAGAGGAGAGGUCAUCACCAUGACAGCGUCCUCGCAGGACUCCACCCCCUUGUCUAUGGCCAGCCUCUUUCUGCUCCUUCUCCUCCCUAGUGUUUGCGCACAGAAUUCUGCGCACCCAACGACCUCAUCCCUGUUGUUGUUUGACCCACUGACCCAACCAGAGUGCACCAAGAGAGAGCAUCCAAAAGUCACCAUCCAAGCACUCAGUCCUUGGAUUUCCACAUUCUCCCACCCUGGUGUGAGAGACUACUCCCAGCUCACCCUUGACCUGACCAGGAAUGAGCUCAUCGUGGGUGCCAGAAACUACCUGUUCAGACUGGACCUCAGUAACAUGUCACUGAUACAGGCGACAGAGUGGGCACCGGACGAGGAAACCAGGAGGUCCUGUCAGAGCAAAGGCAAAACAGAGACUGAAUGUCAGAACUACAUCAGAGUCCUGCUGGUGAACAAGACGGAGGUCAUGACCUGUGGAACCAAUGCUUUUCAGCCGCUGUGUAUUAGCCGAGAGGUGGGCAACAUGAGCAGUGUGCUGGAACGGGUGAACGGUGUCGCUCGUUGCCCCUAUGACCCACGACACAACUCCACAGCGGUGGUGACAGAGAGUGGUGAGCUGUACGCUGCGACGGUCAUCGACUUCUCCGGCCGAGACCCCGUCAUAUACCGCAGCCUGGGCGGCAUGCCCCCUCUACGCACUGCCCAGUACAACUCCAAGUGGCUGAAUGAGCCCCACUUCAUCUCAGCCUACGACAUUGGCCUCUUCACCUUUUUCUUCCUGAGGGAGAACGCAGUGGAACACGACUGUGGAAAGACGGUCUACUCCCGAGUGGCACGAGUCUGCAAGAAUGACAUCGGUGGGCGCUUCCUCCUGGAGGACACCUGGACCACGUUCAUGAAGGCAAGGCUCAACUGUUCGCGCUCCGGAGAGAUCCCCUUCUACUACAAUGAGCUGCAGAGCACCUUCUAUCUACCAGAGCAAGACCUCAUCUAUGGCAUCUUCACGACCAAUGUCAACAGUAUUGCAGCAUCUGCAGUGUGCGCCUUCAACCUGAGUGCCAUCACACAGGCCUUCAAUGGACCAUUCCGGUCCCAGGAGAACCCUCGAUCCACCUGGCUUCCGACACCGAACCCCAUCCACAAUUUUCAGUGUGGUACCAUAGAUGAUGAGGGCCCCAAUGAGGGUUUGACGGAGCGUAGCCUGCAGGAUGCCCAGAGGCUCUACCUGAUGAAUGACGUGGUCCAGCCGGAGUCUGUUGAUCCACUGGUCAUGCAGGAUGACGUCCGCUUCUCCAACUUGGUUGUGGACAUUGUUCAGGGCAUGGACACACUCUACCAUGUUAUGUACAUCAGCACUGAGUAUGGCACUAUUCUGAAAGCACUGGCUACACCCAAUAAGAACCUACAGGGAUGCUACCUGGAGGAAAUGGAGCUCCUCCCUCCUGGAGUGCGAGAACCAAUCCUAAGCCUCCAAAUUCUACACAGCGACAGGUCGCUCUUUGUUGGACUCAAUGACCGAGUCCUAAAGAUUCCACUGGAGAGAUGUUCCACCUAUAAAACUGAAACGCUGUGUUUGGAGGCCAGGGACCCCUACUGUGGAUGGGACUUCAGGCAGAGACGCUGCACCACACUGGAGGACAGCUCCAACAUGAGCCAGUGGAAGCAGAACAUCACAGUGUGUCCGCUGCGGAACCAGACGACCAAUGGUGGUUUUGGACCCUGGGCACCAUGGCAACCGUGUAACAACGACGACGGUGUGGAAGGUGUGAGUGCCUGCUUAUGCCGCUCCAGAUCUUGUAACAGCCCCACUCCUCGCUGCGGAGGCAAGAACUGUGAAGGCCCCACCAUCGAAGUCUCCAACUGCUCGAGAAAUGGAGGCUGGACGCCCUGGUCGUCAUGGGGACAGUGCAGUACAACCUGUGGUACGGGCUUUGAGCUGCGCCAACGCUCUUGCAACAACCCAUCACCCAGACACGGCGGCCGGGUUUGUGUGGGACCAAGCAGAGACGAAAGGUUCUGUAACGAAGGCGUGUCCUGUCCUCAGCCCAUAUUCUGGUCCCCGUGGGGCUCCUGGACUAAAUGCAGCACAGAGUGUGGUGGAGGCGUACACUCCAGGGUUCGCACCUGUGAGAACGGCAACAGCUGCCCGGGAUGUGCACUGGAGUACAAAGCCUGUAACCUAGAGGCAUGUCCAGAGGUGAAGAGGAACACACCCUGGACCCCCUGGAUGCCCGUCAACGUGACCCUGGGGGGUGCCCGUCAGGAGCAGAGGAUGCGCUACAUGUGUCGAGCCCACCUGUCUGAUCCCCACGAGCUGCAGAUUGGACGGAGGAAGGUGGAGACGCGAUUCUGUCCCAAUGACGGGACAGCAGCCUGCGAGACCGACACCCUGGUCGAGGAGCUCUUAAAGACGCCGGUGGUCAGAGUCGCGGGCACUGGCUGGUUGUCAUGGGAGACCUGGUCGAGCUGUUCCCAGAGUUGCGCCAAAGGAUACCGCACCCGACGGCGAACAUGUGCCGGACCGGAGGGGAAGAGCGCUCCAGUGGCCUGUCGGGGAUCUCCAGUUGAGUACCAGGACUGUAAUGUCCAGGCCUGUCCUGUGAAAGGUACGUGGUCCUGCUGGUCAUCGUGGUCUCAGUGCUCAGUGGGUUGUGGCGGUGGUCAUUACCAACGCACUCGCUCUUGUAACAGCCCUGCACCGGCCAACGGAGGAGACAUUUGCAUCGGACUGCACACCGAGGAGGCCCUGUGUAACACCCACACCUGCGACGAUGGUUAUGCUGCACGAAUGGAACAACUGGUGGAGACAGAGCAGAAUGUCGGUGAACACCAGACUGAUAGGAAAGGUAAAAGAGGUGGCUGGAUGGCCUGGUCGCUGUGGUCAGCCUGUGAUGAUUCAGGCUUACAGAUGAGGAGUCGGGUGUGCGGUGCUCAGGGCAACACCCCCUGUGUGGGGAACAGCACUCAGCGCCGAGACUGCAAUGAAAUACCUGUCAUUCUCCCUGCAUCUGGCUUUGAUAAGGACCAACACUGUGGAGCAUUCACCUCCAUCCACUUGAUCGCCACUGGCGUCUCGUGUUUCCUCGGGGCGGGCCUGCUGUCCUUCCUGAUCUAUGUAUACUGUCAGCGCUUCCACAAGCCAUCGCAGGAGUCCGCCGUCAUUCACCCCACCACCCCCAACCACCUCAACUACAAGGGCAACACCACACCAAAGAAUGAGAAGUACACGCCCAUGGAGUUCAAGACACUCAACAAGAACAACCUGCUGCCAGAUGAACGCUCCAACUUUUAUCCCACCCCCCUCCAACAGACUAAUGUCUACACGACCACCUACUACCCCACAGCACUCGGCAAAUACGACUACCAGCCCAACUCCUCCCCUUCGCCCUGUAGGACCUAUAACCACAGCAACAACAGCUGAGACAUACUCCCCCCAUCCCUGAGCGGCUCUCCAACCCCCUUGCCACUGCCCCCAAAAAUGCUCAACACCCCCCCACACCCUUCCCCCCAACGCCAUGGCGACAGAACUGCAAUACCAUGAACUGAAAUGUCUCUCGGAGCUCAGCCAGGGUCAUCCGUUCGCCAUCCCUUUUGUUUUCUUCGCUCCCGUAGUCUCUUCCACACGGCGGAGUCUGUAUUUUCAAGGGUGUUUUCUGGAACUUUCCAUUCGGGUAUGUGGGUUUGGACGACAAUGCCUGUGUACCGGUGCAGUCAGGGGUUUUGUACAACCAUCUGGGGGUGUGUUAUUCUAAAGGCCUGACUGGAUAUAGCAGUGUCAACUCAGAGCUCUACACAAGGCUCCAGUAGAAAACUUCAGCUUCGGCGGAUGAGUCACGGCUUCAAACAGAUCAAGAACACCUCGGCACCGGUGGCAGAUCCAGCAUCAGACAAGAACAUAAACCCAACAAGACAAAAUAAAGACAUUUUGCUGAAUCGAAGGAACCAUUUUACACCGCACGGUUCCAGACCACAUCCUCCAGCCUGUAAUAAACUCCACUCUCUCAACGACUAAAGCAGUUACUGAGAACAAACAGGGCAUAUCGUCUGUCCUUGCCACAUAACAAAUCUCGAGCGUCAGAACAACAAAAGACAAAACUCAAUAAAGUCAAUGAUGAAAUAAAUUAAAGAUCAAAAUCAGCUCGGGUGUGUGGGGCGAACGCACGCCCUCCAUUGUUGAGAGACUUCACAUGACGGGAAAGAUAAGAUGUUUUUGUGGAGCAGUCGUGUGGGAUCACAGUGCUCAACAUCAGCACGAGCAGGAAAGGAACGAAACUUUCCAAUGGACGCGAAGAAGGACGUUAAACUCUCAAAGUCAGAGCAAGAGGGGGAUUGUGGGAAGCGGCGUGAUCUGUACAUAAAGCUCUGGAAAUGCCUUGGGUGCCUGUACACAGUAGAAGGCAGGGGCGAGUGUGUUUUCUAUUUUUUUUUUUGCUUAUUUUUUUCGAAGAACAAUAAAGACUUGUAGAAAGGAAUUAAUUGAUUCUCCAAUUGAUUCUUGUGUUGAUUCUACUGAGUGCUAAAUAGCUCGGUGGUCAUAUCAAAUAUGACCAGUGCGCUGAACGACUGGAUUGGGUUUUGUAUGAUGAUAGAAUAAGCUAGUAGACUGGCACUUAUUGUUUGUUUUUUUUUUUUUAAUAUUUGGUUUUUUUAAGAGGUUUGUUAUAUGCUCAGACAAGCCGUAGCAUAGGAGGACAUAUUUUGUUAAAUAAAAUAGCUAAUUAAUUCUUGUUUCUGUUCACUGAACAGACGCAUUAUUUUGUUCUUGUGAUUCUUCAGCCAUUUGCAUCUUCAAGACAUAACACAAUGAUGAAACAAUAUUAAUGAUAUGGUUUUUAAGGAGAAUGUCCCUAACAAUACAGCAAUUCGGCCUGGGUUUAAAAGAAAAACAACUGAAUUGAAGCUUGCCUUUGUAAAAAUUCAUCUGAGUGCAUGUGUGUGUGGAUACUGUACAUGCCAACACAUGUACUCUGUAUGUUUGAGAGGGGCAACUGUAUUUUGUACAAUGUAAAUGCUUUCACAUGUAUGACUUAAAGAGGAGGUCUGUAAAGGCGUUUGUACAUUUCUUUAUUCACAUUUGGUCACUGGCACUUCAGACAUCCUACUGUUGUUUUUCUAUAGUUCAUGUAUGAGAUGUUAAUCAUUCUAAGUUAAAGAAUUGCCUCUGGUUCCUCUGGAGGAGGGAGCAGACACUAUUUAUAGUCAAAGCUUGGUAUAUAAAGGGCAUUUUCACAGCUAUAUUUUAUUAUUAUUGCCUGAUCGAUGAAUGCUAACCCAGCGACGCUUUUCCGUUCAGCUACUGUACAUGCACGACAUGAGAGCUCUAUCUGUAUAUACGAGCGACAGCCUUCUGCAGCCCAAUAAUGACCCUGAAGAGGAUUGUGUAAAUGUAUCUGUAUAUUGUAUAGCUAACACUGUUUGUUUAAAUAAAAAAAAGCCUUAUAGUUGUUUAAAACAAAAAAAGUGCAGCAGCUAAGUACACACCGAUCAUGAGGUUUGCUCGGGGACAGAGCUCCACAAUGUGACCGCCCACCCGACCCCCCGUGGUUCUGACCUUGGUUCACAGCUGCUCAAACAUCAGACUUUGAGAAACACACAAAACCCAAAACACUGAGAUGAACUCAGAGUAGCACUGACUCUACGUGAAGUAAUACACAUCUUGGCAUUCUCUCGCGUAAGGUGGCGAUCCGACAUUGAGAUUUGAUCUAAAAGUCAUCUGAUUGGUCAGUUUCGAGCUCUGUCCCCUGCAAUGUGAGGCUCUGUGCCCUUCUAUGCAACUUACCAGGUGUACUGUUAGACCUGUCAUGUAGACUGUAAUCACUGCCUUUUAGACACUGUGAAUUUUUGGUACCCUAUAUUUUUGUAUAUUGUACAUUAUAAAGGAUAAUAAACCUUGAUGCCAACACA
Sphaeramia orbicularis (orbiculate cardinalfish) is the source of this 6177-nucleotide messenger RNA. RefSeq names its product sema domain, seven thrombospondin repeats (type 1 and type 1-like), transmembrane domain (TM) and short cytoplasmic domain, (semaphorin) 5Ba (gene sema5ba). Lineage: Eukaryota; Metazoa; Chordata; Actinopteri; Kurtiformes; Apogonidae. Bases 299 to 3694 code for a protein of 1131 amino acids. Gene Ontology annotation, cellular component: plasma membrane. The transcript is spliced from 24 exons. The record is from RefSeq and is a predicted model, not a curated record. Gene Ontology annotation, molecular function: semaphorin receptor binding; chemorepellent activity. Gene Ontology annotation, biological process: neural crest cell migration; semaphorin-plexin signaling pathway; positive regulation of cell migration.